This is a messenger RNA of Phyllotreta striolata, 2083 nucleotides long. NCBI's taxonomy places the organism in Eukaryota, Metazoa, Arthropoda, Insecta, Coleoptera, Chrysomelidae. The record is from the annotation of a GenBank genome assembly.
UUUUUGAACAGUUUUGUUCUCCAUUUAAUGUUUUUUAUGUGGACGUAAUAGUCCUCGAAGCGAGUGCAUAAUUAAGAUUUUUUUUCAAAAAAAAUCAUUAAGUAGUAGUAUGUUUUAAAUGUAAAAAUAAGAAAAUAUGGCAAACGUUGGAGUGAAAACAAUCAACAAUAUAAUAAAAGAAUUAAAAUCGGUUCUCAAAUCCGAAGAAUUGGACCCAGACAAAUUUAACGAGAAUUUCUACAAGUUUUACAUAAAUUUGCUCCUGCUCGAUCCGGAAUGGAGGGUCAACAUCUCCUUCUUAGAGAGACAAAAAAUAGAGGAGUUGAUAGAUUUCCUGUUGAAAGCAUACAAAACGGAAAGGGAGCCUAAGAUGACGCUCCUGAAAUUCCAGUACAGUACACGAAAAAGACACGAGUAUUACUUGGAAAACGGCGACGCCAUCGAGGCUCAACGUCUAACUAAAGUUAACGCUAGGCUGCAUUCAUUAAAGUCAUCAAUUCUGAACCCGAAUCCUGAAACAGUUAAUAUAGAGAAUAGUCCUGAUGUUGAAGAAAUAUUCAAAGAUAUCGUGAUCUAUUUUAGUCUAUUUUCUGGUAUGGGUAGUUAUUCGAAUAUUCAGAUUUAUACUAUAAAUUAUAAGGUGGUAAAAAGUGUUUUGAGUUUACAAGAGUUAAAGGACCUCUUACGAAUUCCUUAUGAUAAACGUGUGACUAUGUUCGAUGAUAUUAUCUCCGUUUGCAUGGGUGUCAGGUUGUAUAAUAAUAGCUGUGGUUAUAAUUCUGAAGGUAUCCUAGAUGUACCGCAAGAGUUGGACAAUUUAAUAAGCUCAUUGAUAUCCAAAUUAUUUGAUGAAUCUGUGACAUUAGACCACAAAAUAUAUCAACUGUCUGACUUAUUAAAAAAAUGCUACACUUUGGAAGAAAUCGAAGGAAAUGUCCAUCUUAAAUUGAAUGUUCCUGCGAAAUUAACGAGUGAAAAUUUAACAUCAUCUGUACAAUUGCUGGUACUUUACAAACAGAGCUAUAAGGAAAUGCGUAAGAUCAGUGAAUUAGCGGUGGAGCUCAGAGAAAAAUCAAUUUCGAUACAUCAAAACUUGCUCUUGAUCAUGGGUAAACUUAGUCGUUUGGUUAUACCGGAAAUAUUAAUCAGCGCUGCAUUGGUUUUUCCUUAUUUCAUGGAAAUAGCAAUGUAUUGGAAUACAUUAAGAGACCAUUAUUUUCGAUUAAACUAUUUAGUAGAGUAUGCCCACUUUGUAAUGACUAAGACAAGUUCCUUUGAUUCUUUUUUUAACAAAAUGAUGUCCAUCGGCAUAUCCAAUUAUCGUAUAGAGAGUGAGAAUGACAUUAUAAGCUCGAAGUAUUCGAUAAAUAGUGCAGUAUCAAGAAAGGAUUCAUUAUACGACUAUAAUGGAUAUUGUUGCGUUAUUUUGACGUUCUCCGAGGGCUUAUUACUUAAAGGCCGAGAAAACUUUGGUAUUUCUAACUAUUGUGGUAAAAGUUACAUAUUUUCCUCGUCAGUUGCUUAUGAAGCUUUUGAAGCAAAUCCAGAAUAUUAUGUAAAAAGUGUAAUAAAAAUUGCACGCAGCAAUUGCGGAUUAAUAUGUUACUUGAACAUGCAUGAUAGAAUGAUAGAAUUCAAGAAUGAUUAUGAACUCGUACCGGAACUGAUCAGUGUUGUUACGCACGCGGAUGUUGGUUGUCAAGUCGAUCUUGAUCUCCUGCUCGAUAUAUUUAGCAGCAAACAAUUAUCAUCCAGCGUCUGGUAUUAUAGAAAACAGGCGACAGAAUUGCUUAAUCUAACGACAAUGGUUUCGAAAACAGUGAACACUGAGAAGAAAAUGAAUAUUGACGCAAUAGCGACGCAGACAUAUCAUUUGAAACAUACUGGUACUCAAACCAUGUCGGAUAUUUACACGAAUACACAUCGAAAUUUGUCAUUUUUAUACGGUCUCAGAGGCUGUAAAGAGGAUAAGUACGCACACUUAAAAGCGAAAUUCGGUGAUAAAUAUACUAAAAAAAGUAUUUGAGGCAACGGUAUGUGUGAGAUAUAUGUCUUAAUUCUGUUAAUAUACUGUUGAAAUGCC